UUGGUGGUACAGGUCUACGAUUGCGUAUCUAAAUGGGCAAAAAAAGCAGUGGAUGCUGUAUUUUAACGGUUGAAUAAAUGUGAUGCAAGAAGGCAUCCGUGACCAGAGAGUGCACAUUACCGGACUCCAGGUUGAUUCCCUUUUUCCAGCGUGGCAACCAUCCUGUCUGACUCCUGCUCCUCUAGUUUUCCUGGCCCAUGGACUCGACUCCAGCAUCAGGCUUCAGUCGGAGGCCGGCCGCCUCCUCUUCCUCAAGUGGCGUUAGAGAGACUACCAGGAGCCCUCCUCCCUGCUCGCCCUCUUUGUCUCCGUCAUCCGAUCCGUCUUCGCCCCUGUCGACGUCAUCCUCUGUCUGCGCCAACUCCUCAGCUUAUCAGAACCAUGUAAAAGGUCAGACCCAGUGGUCGGAGGUGGCCAGGGUGUCCUCCACUUCUGCCUCUCUAGCAACACAGUUUUCCUCCACGCUUGCACCCGACGCAACCUCCUCGAAACUCUUCCCUCACAAGUCGGUGCAGCCACGUGUUCAUCGUGAAGAAGAAGGCGGGAAAAGGGACAUGUACGAUCCUUUCCAACCAACUGAUGGAGUGAUGGGGGAGGAAGGGGAGAAAUAUGACCCCUUUGACCCCACUGGUUCCCCGGCAUCAGAUGAUGAUGAUGAUGAUGAUGAAAGUGGCAAAGUGAGGGGCGGGAAGAGAAAGGCUGAGCGAGGAGGGGAUGAUGAGAAAAAAGAGGAAGAACCUCCCGAUUCCACUGACACCUUGACUUACCUGCCCAGCCCUGAUCUGUCCACCCAGCUCCCUCUGAGACGGAGAGUGGACUGUCGCUCGGCCAAAACCAGGGAGCAGCGGGGUGCUGACUCCGACCACUCUGAGAUAGAGGAAGGGGAGAUAGUUGGAGCUGUGGACAGAGAUGGAGGCAAAAAGAGACCAGCUGCAGAAAUCCUCCCCAUGAAUUCUCCCAGCGUCUCCUUCUUUGGCUCAAAACCAGAGCGCAUCCUCCGGGUGCUGGACGGCGAUGGCUUUGUGUCCGUCCGCACAGAGAGCAACUGGGAGGAGGACGGGGAUCCUGAGGAUGAGCCUGUGGUCGGAGUGGAGGAUCUGAGAAGGAAGUUGGUCAGCAGGCGGAAGGAAAGAUAUCUCUCCUUUCCUGCUUCCUCUCCCCUCUCUCCUCAGCCACCGCCUCCCUCCCAUCCUCCAGUUUCUACGCCCUCUUCCCCUCUCGCAGCUCCGAUAGAGCAAGUCGCCAAGAACCGCAGCAAGUCCUCCAAGAGUUCCAAGGACUCCGACCGACAGAAAAGCAAGGAUAGGAAGGCUGGGGAGAAGGAGGAGAAGAAGAAAAAGAGUAGGAAGGACAAAGAGGGAGGUCAAGAGAGGAGCAAAGAGAAGGAGCGAGGGCACAAGACCGGGAAGGAAGUUAAAGCAAGGAGGAGCAGCAGGAGUAGUAGUCGGAAGAGGAAGAAAAGGCAGCACAGCAGCCCAGAGGCCUCUAGAUCCUGCAACUCUUCAGGAAGAGGGGCCCACACUCGACAGCCUUUUUCAAGCCUUCCUGAGGAAAGACAUAGGGAGAAGGAAAGGGACAAAGACAGAGGAAGAGAGAGAGACAGGGACCGAGAAAGGGAGCCAAAUCGAACAAGUAGUCAUCGAAGAGAUGAGAGGGAUCGAGAGUCCAGCCCGAGAAAGGAGGAGACGGAAAGGAAGGGAAGACAACAUUCAAGCAGCAGAGAGCGGGGCGUUUCAAAGAGGUCCAAAAGAAGCCGGGAGAAGAGGGAGGGCGAUGGAGACCGGCAGCGUGAGAGGGAACGGGGUCGGGACGGCCGCCCCGUUGUGCCGCCGUCCAUCCAAGACCUCAAUGGGUCUGACCUGUUUGCCAUCAAGAGAACCAUCACAGUCACCACCACCACAACCACCACCACCGUGCCCGGCUCCCCAAGGCUCGCACCGGCCUCGCCCUGUCGGCCCAUCCAGGACUCUGACAAGCCCCAUAAGAGGAAGAAGAAGAGAAAAUGGCACUCGGCCGGAGAGACGGAUGACCGGGGAAGUUGUCACAGCCAAUCGCAGUCGAUCUCGCCCCCACGGUAUCACGGCUACGACUCGGACAACGAUUCAGACAGAUUGGUGAUUGACGUGUUAUCUUUGGAUGGCGAGGCUUUAGACUCGGACUACCCGUCCCUCGAGGAUACGCCUCCUGCUGCCCUGUGCCCUGACCUGCCGGUCCCCAGCCCCAAAACCAAAACUACCCCCAAGACUGGAAAACAUCACCCGAAAAAGAAAUCCCACGCAUCGAAGAAAAUUGACCAAUCUUCCGCCUCCUCUUCCAAAGGCAAAUGUCUCUCGUCCCUGACAGUCACCUCGGGCUCUGCUGCCGCCUUAUCGGGCCUCCCCUCCACAAAGCGGGCCAGGAAGAUGGGAAAGGACAAAGUACGGGACAAAGGAAGCAGGAAGGACGUGGGUCACUCGGGCAAGUCCAAGAAAGAGAGUGGCGGCAGUCGUAAAGGCAAGCUUCAGUCAAAGGUGUCCGUGCUGGUGCGCGAGGGUGUGAGCAGCACCACGGGGACUUCAGUUGGCUCUGGAAAGAUGGGUAUGGACCUAUUGGGGACGGGGGGUACAGGGGUGGGCGCCGGGGGCUCGCUGGUGGGCGACUCGAUUGCGGUGGUCUUCUGCAGGGACAACGAGAGCAGGUCUCCGUUCCUCAAACCUUGCUCAGAGCCUCUGUCGCUGGGCAACCGCGGUAAAGACCUGGCGGGGAUGGGGAAACGAAGCGGCCAUGUUGCGCCGCCGUCCUCCCUCAGCGGUCCCGCAGGACCGAGAUCCAAGAAGGCAAAACCGAGCUCCAUCACGUCCACAUCCACCUCCUCCUCGGCCUCUUCCCCCUCGUCCUCGCUGGCGAGCAAGCGCCGCCGUCGGCUGGCCAAGAAGACGCGAGAAAAAGGCGGCGCUGUCGGCCCGGCGGCUGGAGACGACGGACACAAAAAAGCCCCGUGCGAGGGCUGGGGGGGCGCCUCCUUGGACGAUCAGUCGGCCACUGGCGAUCGAGGCAAGUCCAUCAGUCCGCAUGUUAGCCAAGCAGGUCCUGCACCCUGCUCCUCUUCCUCCUCCUCGUCCUCGACCAGUGUGCUCCCACCCUCCUCCUCGCCCCCCCACACGCCUCCACCCUCCACGGCUCCUCUGCGUGACACCAGGGAGUCUUCCCCGGACUCUCAAACCGUGGACAGCAGCUGUAAGACUCCAGAGACGUCGUUCCUAGCCGAGGAUUGUCCCACCCAGACCAGCCCCGCGCUCCCAGCAUCCAGUCCGCCCGCCCCCCAGGGAGCGGGCCUCGGCAUCGCCUUGUCUACACCCGCUGCCAAGCCCCCUCCUCCAGACGAUGCGCCCAAAUCCCUGGCCUCGCCCCCAUGCUCGUCCUCUUCCGCCGGCUGUGGCUUCACGUCCCUUUCCUUGCCUCUGUCUUCGUCGGACCCCUCCUCCUCCUCCUCUGUGUCCUCCUCGUCUGCUAGUAAGCCGCCUCCUCCUCCCCCUCCAGCAGUGCCUGCGCUCCCCUGGGGUCUGCCGACCGGGGUGGAUUGCACAACUGGGGGAGUCCUAGCGUUGACUGCUCUCCUCUUCAAAAUGGAGGAGGCCAAUAUCGCCAGCAGAGCGAAAGCACAAGAGUUCAUCCACGCAACCAGCCAGAUUCUCUCCCAGGCCAAUCAGAGCCAGUCGCAGCAGCUGGCUCCUCCCUCCUCAGCCUCCUCUUCACAGAUCCCUCCGCCGCCUUCUCUCUCUCCACCCCCCGGUCUGAGCCCAGCCCAGUUCAUCCUCCACGGCUCCCUUCCGUUGGUCGGCUGCACCAAAAGCCCUCCCUCUCUCCUGCACCCCUCCAUGGGCGGAGGCUGUGCACAGACCCCGCCCUUCAUCAUGUCCAUGGGGAGCUUUGGCGACACUGGCUGGGACAAUGAGAGCAAAGACCCCGAUAAGUACCUAAAGAAGCUGCACACCCAGGAGCGGGCGGUGGAGGAGGUGAAGCUCGCCAUUAAACCGUACUAUCAGCGCAAAGACAUCAACAAGGACGACUACAAAGACAUCCUCAGGAAGGCGGUGCACAAGAUCUGCCACAGCCGCACUGGAGAAAUCAACCCGGUCAAAGUCAGCAACCUGGUGAAGCUGUACGUCCAGCGCUACAAAUACUUCCGGAAACACGGACGCCGAAUGGACGACGAAGAGCGGGAUGACAGGGAGCUGCAUUAGGAUACUUUUUUUUUUAAAGUCCUCCCACCGCCUUCUGCUCAAGUCCUGGGCAAUCCGCUGAUAUUUUAUUUUAACAGUUUUUUUUAUAUCCCACCUUUUAUCGAUAUGCUUUAAUGUGAUCUUCUGGAAGCCCCUCCCCCUUAUCACAAUGAUCUCACUGUAAAUAUGUCUCCCUAUCGAAAAAAAUGUAUCAUGUCCAGGAAGUGGAUGCUAUCAUGCACAGCUGUAUGGUCAAAUACACCAAUACUGCAAUAAAUACUGCCUUUUUAGAUUUGUGUUGACUGUCCGUAAGAAGCUUUGCCAUGGAUGGCAAUGACUGCAGCGUCUUUUUCUCAAUAAGCAUUGAAUUAGCGACUUGAAUCAUGGCUACCCCGUCACUAUGUGUCUCAAAUCCAAGCCCAGGGGAGAUGUAAUACACUACUAGAAGAUGUUGUGAGAACACUACAGCACACUUCCGUCUGCAGACACUGCAAAUACUCUUUGGUUCUGCUGUCUUGUGUUGUGUGUGCAUGUGUUACUGAGGUUGAGAAGGUUGCUAAAUCUCUUUCUAAAAAUGACUUGCCCAACAAAAUAUAAAUGUUGCUUGAAAAACA
This is a messenger RNA of Pseudoliparis swirei, 4816 nucleotides long. RefSeq names its product SR-related CTD-associated factor 1 (gene scaf1). NCBI's taxonomy places the organism in Eukaryota, Metazoa, Chordata, Actinopteri, Perciformes, Liparidae. Gene Ontology annotation, molecular function: RNA polymerase II C-terminal domain binding. The record is from RefSeq and is a predicted model, not a curated record. The transcript is spliced from 6 exons. The coding region runs from base 198 to 4223 and encodes 1341 amino acids.